Messenger RNA from Rhododendron vialii, 2209 nucleotides. RefSeq names its product K(+) efflux antiporter 5. The transcript is spliced from 20 exons. Gene Ontology annotation, biological process: proton transmembrane transport; potassium ion transmembrane transport. Gene Ontology annotation, cellular component: membrane. The coding region runs from base 178 to 1896 and encodes 572 amino acids. Gene Ontology annotation, molecular function: potassium:proton antiporter activity. The record is from RefSeq and is a predicted model, not a curated record. NCBI's taxonomy places the organism in Eukaryota, Viridiplantae, Streptophyta, Magnoliopsida, Ericales, Ericaceae.
GUGAAUCCCGCCACUAGCAACGAUUUAACCACCAACCCCAAAUUAACUUUCGCACGCACUCGAUCUACCAAACCGUCCCCACCCCCCCCUUCUCUCUCUCGCUCCUAUUGUGAUUCGUGAGAAAGAGACUCUCUGCCCGUGCCCACUAAUCUCUGUGCUCUGAAACACUCGUCUACAAUGGCGAGGGUUUUCACAAAACCAGAGGCCUUCGGAUUUCGAAUUUGUCUACUGUCGAUUAUGGCGUUUGGCGCCAUUGCGAGAUCUGAUCAGGACACGAGGCAGAGAUUUUACGGCGACCUCUCACUCAAUUCGACGGCGCCAAACUCCGGCGACGGCAGCAUCGCCAAGAUGUUCGACCGCGUUCUUGAAAAGGAAUUCUCCGAAAACGAUCAGCCCGAAGGUUCUGAUGCAAGCAGCUUCAACAAUAGCGUUGCUGGUCAACAAGCUGAACUGGAGACCGUUGCUAAAAUCACACAUGAGAAGGGAAAAGGGAAUGAAACUCAAAAGACAAAUGGUACAAAAUCAUUCCAGUUUCAAGAUGUGUUUUCCCUAGAAAAUGAAGGUUCUGACGACGUUACAACCUUGAUAGACAAAAAGGAUAAUGUGUUUGUGAUGUCAAACAAAAAAUCCAAAUACCCAGUUCUUCAAGUAGAUUUAAGGCUGAUUUCAGACUUGGUCGUGGUUAUAGUUUCUGCUGCCAUUGGUGGAAUCAUCUUUUCUUGUCUAGGACAACCGGUAAUUGUUGGUUACCUUCUUGCUGGUUCACUCAUCGGUCCUGGAGGUUUGAAAUUCAUCAGUGAAAUGGUACAGGUUGAGACUGUUGCUCAGUUCGGAGUUGUCUUCCUUCUGUUUGCUUUAGGGCUGGAGUUUUCUUUGACAAAGUUAAAAGUUGUUGGUCCCGUUGCUGUUCUUGGAGGACUACUUCAAAUAGCUGUAUUUAUGUUCCUGUGUGGCAUAACUGCUUUGUUAUGCGGCGCAAAACUAUCGGAGGGUAUAUUUGUUGGCUGUUUCCUUUCUAUGUCAUCAACAGCGGUGGUUGUGAAGUUUCUGGUAGAACGGAACAGUAACAAUGCUCUUCAUGGUCAGGUUACCAUCGGGACACUUAUUUUUCAGGAUUGUGCUGUUGGUUUACUAUUUGCUUUGCUCCCAGUUCUUGGUGGUAAUAGCGGCAUUUCACAAGGAAUGAUCUCGAUUGGGAAGCUGCUGCUGGUUUUGUCUGUAUAUCUAGCUGUGGCAUCUAUAUUGACUUGGUCAUUUAUUCCUCGCUUUCUAAAGCUAAUGAUACGGUUAUCAUCUCAGACAAAUGAACUUUACCAGCUAGCUGCAGUGGCAUUUUGCUUGUUAUCUGCUUGGUGCAGUGACAAGCUCGGCCUUAGUCUUGAGUUGGGUUCAUUUGUUGCUGGAGUUAUGAUAUCAACCACUGAUUUUGCGCAGCAUACUCUAGACCAGGUGGAACCAAUACGUAACCUAUUUGCUGCUCUCUUCCUUUCAAGUAUUGGGAUGCUCAUACAUGUCCAGUUCCUGUGGGCCCAUGUUGAUAUAUUGCUGGCAUCUGUUAUUCUGGUUAUUGUUGUUAAGACCACCUUUUCUGCUGUGGUUACUAAGGCCUUUGGUUAUAGCACUAGGACAUCGUUUCUCGUUGGAGUAUUGCUUGCUCAGGUUGGAGAAUUUGCUUUUGUUCUUUUAAGUCGUGCCUCAAAUCUUCAUCUUGUUGAGGGAAAAAUGUACCUUCUUCUUCUUGGAACAACAGCUCUUAGUCUGGUAACAACUCCGCUCCUUUUCAAGUUGAUCCCUGCGAUGAUGCACUUGGGAGUUCUCAUGCACUGGUUCCCCUCAGAGAGCGGCAUUCAGAAUGAGGAGAAAGCUUCCAUGAUCGAAGCUAACAGAUUUUUGUGACCUUUGAAGUGGGUGGUUGAUGGAUCGUAUCAAAGGCGUCGACAAGACAUUCAUACUGCAAAUUUAGAUGGUUUUGUCUCACAUAUCUACGAUCACAACUAAGUUUGGCGUUCAUGUAGAUGUAGAGUAUACGAUACUCCUAGAGCCAUAUAGACCACUGUAAAUAUGACCGCCUUUUAUCCAAUUUUGAAUAGCAUUGUAAUAUCAAAUACCAACAAAUGGUCCAAUGUUGUUCCACAUAUACACGGUUUGUUUGUCUCCCUACAUUGGAUUCUGUGAAUGGGAUGCAAUGCUUAUCCUGUUUUUCAUUCAA